AAAGCUCGCUGUCGCUGGGAGGCGCGCGCCGGCGGUCCUCCGCCGCUCCGGGUACCUGAGGGACGCGCGGCCGCCCUCGGCUGGCGGUGCAGCCCCCACCGCUUUGGAGCCAGACGCCGGGGUCUGAGGAUAGCAUUUCUCAAGACCUGACAUGGAGCACUUGUAACCUGAGAUAUUUCAGUCGAAGGAAGAAAUAGCUCUUCUCCUAAGAUGGAAUCUGUGGUUUGGGAAUGUGGUUGAUCAACUUGAUAUGUUGGCCAAAUGUGCCCCAUGUAAUAAAAUGAAAAGAAGAGACAAGAUGAUGUCAUUUUCCCAUAUUGUGAAACCAAAAACAAACGCCUUUUGUGAGACCAAGCUAACAAACCUCUGACGGUGCGAAGAGUAUUUAACUGUUUGAAGAACUUAACAGUAAGAUAUAGAAGAAGUAUCUUCGAGCUGAGACCUGCAGGUGUAUAAAUAUCUAAAAUACAUAUUGAGUAGGCCUCAUCAUCCGAAUCUCGUUCAGACCCAGGAAGGAUGGCUAUGACUUGGAUUGUCUUCUCUUUUUGGCCCUUGACUGUGUUCGUGGGGCAUAUAGGUGGGCACAGUUUGUUUUCUUGUGAACCUAUUACCUUGAGGAUGUGCCAAGAUUUGCCUUAUAAUACUACCUUCAUGCCUAAUCUUCUGAAUCAUUAUGACCAACAGACAGCAGCUUUAGCAAUGGAGCCAUUCCACCCUAUGGUGAAUCUGGAUUGUUCUCGGGAUUUCCGGCCUUUUCUUUGUGCACUCUAUGCUCCUAUUUGUAUGGAAUAUGGACGUGUCACACUUCCCUGUCGUAGGCUGUGUCAGCGGGCUUACAGUGAGUGUUCGAAGCUCAUGGAGAUGUUCGGUGUUCCUUGGCCUGAAGAUAUGGAAUGCAGUAGGUUCCCAGAUUGUGAUGAGCCGUAUCCUCGACUUGUGGAUCUGAAUUUAGCUGGAGAACCAACUGAAGGAGCCCCAGUGGCAGUGCAGAGAGACUAUGGUUUUUGGUGUCCCCGAGAGUUAAAAAUUGAUCCUGAUCUGGGUUAUUCUUUUCUGCACGUGCGUGAUUGUUCACCUCCUUGUCCAAAUAUGUACUUCAGGAGAGAAGAACUAUCAUUUGCUCGCUAUUUCAUAGGAUUGAUUUCAAUCAUUUGCCUCUCUGCCACAUUGUUUACUUUUUUAACUUUUUUGAUUGAUGUCACAAGAUUCCGUUAUCCUGAAAGGCCUAUUAUAUUUUAUGCAGUCUGCUACAUGAUGGUAUCCUUAAUUUUCUUCAUUGGAUUUUUGCUUGAGGAUCGAGUAGCCUGCAAUGCGUCCAUCCCUGCACAAUAUAAGGCUUCCACAGUGACACAAGGAUCUCAUAAUAAAGCCUGUACCAUGCUUUUUAUGGUACUCUAUUUUUUUACUAUGGCUGGCAGUGUAUGGUGGGUAAUUCUUACCAUCACAUGGUUUUUAGCAGCUGUGCCAAAGUGGGGUAGUGAAGCUAUUGAGAAGAAAGCAUUGCUGUUUCACGCCAGUGCAUGGGGCAUCCCUGGAACUCUAACUAUCAUCCUUUUAGCGAUGAAUAAAAUUGAAGGUGAUAAUAUUAGUGGCGUGUGUUUUGUUGGCCUCUACGAUGUUGAUGCAUUGAGAUAUUUUGUUCUUGCCCCCCUCUGCCUGUAUGUGGUAGUUGGGGUUUCUCUCCUCUUAGCUGGCAUUAUAUCCCUAAACAGAGUUCGAAUUGAGAUUCCAUUAGAAAAGGAGAACCAAGAUAAAUUAGUGAAGUUUAUGAUCCGGAUUGGUGUUUUCAGCAUUCUUUAUCUCGUACCACUCUUGGUUGUAAUUGGAUGCUACUUUUAUGAACAAGCUUACCGUGGCAUCUGGGAAACAACGUGGAUACAAGAACGCUGCAGAGAAUAUCACAUUCCGUGUCCAUAUCAGGUUACUCAAAUGAGUCGUCCAGACUUGAUUCUCUUUCUGAUGAAAUACUUGAUGGCUCUCAUAGUUGGCAUUCCCUCUGUAUUUUGGGUUGGAAGCAAAAAGACAUGCUUUGAAUGGGCCAGUUUUUUUCAUGGUCGUAGGAAAAAAGAGAUAGUGAAUGAGAGCCGACAGGUACUCCAGGAACCUGAUUUUGCUCAGUCUCUCCUGAGGGAUCCAAAUACUCCUAUCAUAAGAAAGUCAAGGGGAACUUCCACUCAAGGAACAUCCACCCAUGCUUCUUCAACUCAGCUGGCUAUGGUGGAUGAUCAAAGAAGCAAAGCAGGGAGCGUCCACAGCAAAGUGAGCAGCUACCACGGCAGCCUCCACAGAUCGCGUGAUGGCAGGUACACGCCCUGCAGUUACAGAGGAAUGGAGGAGAGACUACCUCAUGGCAGCAUGUCACGACUAACAGAUCACUCCAGGCAUAGUAGUUCUCAUCGACUCAAUGAACAGUCACGACAUAGCAGCAUCAGAGAUCUCAGUAAUAAUCCCAUGACUCACAUCACACAUGGCACCAGCAUGAAUCGGGUUAUUGAAGAAGAUGGAACCAGUGCUUAAUUUGUCUUGUCUAAGGUGGAAAACUUGUGCUGUUUAAAAAGAUUUUAUUCUUUGCCUUUUGCAUGACUGAUUGCUGUAACUCACUGUUAACAUGCUUUCAGUCAACUACAGAUUGUGUCCACUGGAAAGGUAAAUGUUUGCUUUUUAUAUUGCAUCAAACUUGGAACAUCAAGGCAUCCAAAACACUAAGAAUUCUAUCAUCACAAAAAUAAUUCGUCUUUCUAGGUUAUGAAGAGAUAAUUAUUUGUCUGGUAAGCAUUUUUAUAAACCCACUCAUUUUAUAUUUAGAAAAAUCCUAAAUAUGUGGUGACUGCUUUGUAGUGAACUUUCAUAUGCUGUAAACUAGUUGUGAGAUAACAUUCUGGUAGCUCAGUUAAUAAAACAAUUUCAGAAUUAAAGAAAUUUUCUAUGCAAGGUUUACUUCUCAGACGAAUAGUAGGACUUUGUAGUUUUAUUUACACUAAGGGAAAAAAGAACUGUGUUUUUAAACUGUAGGAGAAUUUAAUAAAUCAGCAAGGGUAUUUUAGCUAAUAGAAUAAAAGUAUAACAGAAGAAUUUGAUUAGUCUAUGAAAGGUUCUCUCAGCAUUCUCUCGAAAUAAUCUUCAUCCAGAGAUAUUCAGGAUUUGGAUUAGCAGUGGAAUAAAGAGAUGGGCAUUCUUUCCCCUAUAAUUGUGCUGUUUUUCUAACUUUUGUAAAUAUUACUUUUACUGGCUGUGUUUUUAUAACUUAUCCAUAUGCAUGAUGGAAAAAUUUUAAUUUGUGGCCAUCUUUUCCCAUGUAAUAGUAUUGAUUCAUACAGAACUUAAUGUUCAAAAUUUGCUUUGUGGAGGCAUGUAAUAAGAUAAACAUCAUACAUUAUAAGGUUCUUUGUGGUAACCACACUUACAAAAUGGCAAAACGUUUUCUCUGUAUUCAUUGUUGUAUUUUUCUAUAGUGAGAUGUGAUCUUGCCAAAGCCACCAGACCUUGGCUUCCAGGCCCUCCUAUAGUGAGUUGAUUGUCUGCACUUGCCUUGCCCAAUAGCCAGUAGGCUACAGCUUUUGCCCCACACCCUUAUUUUCAGAUUCUGGAUCAUUCUUGUUUACAACUGAAAUAUAUAUAACCUCAGUCCAAAGUAGUGAUUGAUUUGAUAUUGGAAAAUCACUGUAGCUAAAUGAAGCAUGAUUAGUAGUCUUACUAUGAAUAUCAUUUAAUCUUAAAAAAAGUAAAAAAUGUUUAUCUGGUAAUGUUUAAAUAAUUUACAAUAUAAACUGUAAACCUUAUUAGGCAUGAAAUAAUCAGAAGAGAAAGAAAAUUGCUGGAACAUGCUGGAUGUAUUAUGUAAAAAGCAUAUUUAAACAAGGGUCCUCAACCCUGACUGCAGGUAAGAAUCACUUGGGUUACUUCAGAUGCCUAACACCUUCUCCUCAUACAAGUAAGAAUUGGUAGCUUUCUUAAAAA
Macaca mulatta (Rhesus monkey) is the source of this 3957-nucleotide messenger RNA. RefSeq names its product frizzled class receptor 3 (gene FZD3). Gene Ontology annotation, cellular component: plasma membrane. NCBI's taxonomy places the organism in Eukaryota, Metazoa, Chordata, Mammalia, Primates, Cercopithecidae. Gene Ontology annotation, molecular function: Wnt receptor activity; Wnt-protein binding. The record is from RefSeq and is a predicted model, not a curated record. Gene Ontology annotation, biological process: canonical Wnt signaling pathway; non-canonical Wnt signaling pathway.